Arabidopsis lyrata subsp. lyrata is the source of this 1220-nucleotide messenger RNA. Its product is annotated as putative serine carboxypeptidase-like 23. Lineage: Eukaryota; Viridiplantae; Streptophyta; Magnoliopsida; Brassicales; Brassicaceae. The record is from RefSeq and is a predicted model, not a curated record. Gene Ontology annotation, biological process: brassinosteroid mediated signaling pathway; proteolysis. Gene Ontology annotation, molecular function: serine-type carboxypeptidase activity.
AUGGAUUUAGCAUCCAUACCACAUUUGGUGUUUGUGUGGCAAUUCUUGGACGAUUUUGCCCUUCUCUGUGCGUCAGGACCGGGAUGCUCGUCGAUUGGUUAUGGAGCUUCGGAGGUUGGACCGUUUCGGAUCAAUAAAACCGGUUCUAAUCUCUAUCUCAACAAGUUUACGUAGAACGCAGAAGCAAACAUUUUGUUUCUGGAAUCGCCGGCCGGAGUUGGAUUUUCGUACACUAACACAAGCUCUGAUCUUAAAGAUUUCGGGGACGAACGGACUGCUCAGGAAAAUUUAAUAUUUCUAAUUAAAUGGAUGUCAAGAUUUCCUCUGUACCAAUAUAGAGAUUUCUACAUUGCUGGUGAAAGCUACGCUGGUCAUUAUGUUCCUCAGCUUGCCAAAAAGAUCCAUCUCUACAACAAAGCUUUAAACAACACACCCAUCAUUAACCUCAAAGGAUUCAUGGUCGGAAAUGGAGAUAUGGACAAGCAUUACGACAGAUUAGGAACCGCCAUGUAUGCGUGGUCACACGCAAUGAUCUCUGACAAAUCUUACAAGUCUAUCCUCAAACACUGCAGCUUCACGCCAGAUAAAACCUCGGACAAGUGCAAUUGGGCACUCUACUUCGCCUACAUUGUUGAGUUUGGCAAAGUCAAUGGGUACAGCAUCUACUCAGCCUCAUGUGUACAUCAAACCAACCAGACCAAGUUUCUGCAUGGACGGCUUUUGGCAGAGGAAUACGACCCUUGUACCGAAAGCUACGCUGAGAUAUAUUACAACCGUCCUGAUGUACAACGAGCUAUGCAUGCUAAUCUUACCUCCAUACCUUAUAAGUGGACCACAUGCAAUAUGGUUGAUACGGACGCAGUGGUUCCAGUGACUGGGACUCGACUUGCCCUCAACAAACUCAAUCUUCCUGUGAAAACUCGCUGGUACCCUUGGUACUCCGAGAAGCAGGUGGGAGGAUGGACAGAGGUAUAUGAGGGGCUUACCUUUGCGACUGUAAGAGGGGCGGGCCACGAAGUGCCGGUGUUGCAACCAGAGCGUGCUCUCACUCUUUUACGGUCCUUCUUGGCCGGCAAAGAACUUCCAAGAUCUGAAUAGUCACACAUAUAAGAGAGAAGGCUCUCUGCAAAACCCGAGUAAACUCGGUGUUUUCUUUUCCAUCUUUAUGUAAAAAUCAACUUCAUUUCCGGCAAUCUUGAGAAUACAUUUAAUAAGAUAUC